GCCGGGCCGGGCGGUGGCGGCGCGCGGGGAUGGAGCGGCCGCCGCUCGGCCGGAAUUUUUGCUUAGAGCUCUGGAGGAGGAGUCUUCCCUUUCCACUGGCUUCCCCAGCACGUUUACUGGUGUGGCGUGUUCUCCCCAGGUGGUUCUGUAGCUGUCUGCCAGUGAGAGCUGGGUUUUGGCACCUGAAUUCACCAAGUGCAAGGUGUUUCUCAGGUCCUUCUCCUCUACAAAGAAGCUUUGUUGCCAAGAUUUACUCUGAAAAUGACCUACAGUACCUACUGCAGAUGCCUGCAAGUGUAGAAGCUGAUAAAUCAUAUCUUCUUCCCUCCCCUGACUUUCCUGUUUCCUCUGGAAUUUAUACUUCUAAAUUUUUUUAAAGUUAGACGUCUGUUGAUGACAUUUGGAUUACAACUGUGAGCAUACCUAUGCAAAGAGACACAAGCUACCCUGAGCACUUUUGAGUUCUGUUCAGUGGAGGGACUGCUGUGGGUCAGCCAUGCUAAAGGGCAAAUGAUGGAGCUCUGAACCGGGUGCUUCAGCAGAUCAGAGUGCCACCCAAAAUGAAGAGAGGGACCAGCCUGCACAGCAGGUGGGGCAAGGGAGAUGCCCCGAAAGGAAGCCCGCAGAUCAACAGAAGGUCUGCUCAGGAUAUUCAGUCGGGUCGGCCCAGAUCAUCAUCCACUACAGAUGCUCCCACAAACUUGUCUGUGAUGGAGAUUGCUUCUUCUAUCUAUGUAGGUGGAGAAGAGGCCACAGCAGCAGCAAUUGAGCGAUUGGAAGUCAGCAGCUUGGCGCAGACCUCCAGUGCCGUGGCCUCCAGCACUGAUGGCAGCAUCAAUGCAGACUCUGUUGAUGGGACCCCAGAUCCGCAGCGGACAAAAGUGGCCAUCACACACCUGCAGCAGAAGAUACUGAAGCUGACAGAGCAGAUCAAAAUUGAGCAAACAGCCCGUGACGACAACGUGGCAGAGUACCUGAAAUUGGCCAACAAUGCAGACAAGCAGCAGAGUGCCCGCAUUAAGCAAGUGUUCGAGAAGAAAAAUCAAAAGUCAGCCCAGACCAUCUUGCAGCUGCAGAAGAAAUUGGAACAUUACCAUCGAAAGCUGCGAGAGAUUGAACAGAAUGGGAUCCCUCGGCAGCCAAAGGAUGUCUUCAGAGAUAUGCAUCAGGGUUUGAAAGAUGUUGGAGCAAAAGUCACUGGCUUCAGUGAGGGAGUGGUUGACAGUGUAAAAGGCGGACUUUCCAGUUUCUCCCAGGCCACACAUUCAGCAGCAGGAGCUGUGGUUUCCAAACCCCGGGAGAUUGCCUCCCUCAUAAGGAACAAGUUUGGGAGUGCAGACAAUAUUGCUAAUCUGAAAGACUCCUUAGAAGAAGGCCAGGAAGAUGGGACAGGUGGCAAGGCUCUAGGUGUUAUUCAGAACUUUCAGUCAAGCCCAAAAUAUGGCAGUGAAGAGGAUUGUUCCAGUGCCACAUCAGGCUCAGUGGGAGCCAACAGUACAACAGGGGGCCCUGUGGGAGCUUCCAGCUCCAAAACAAAUACUCUGGAUAUGCAGAGCUCAGGGUUUGAUGCAAUACUGCAUGAGAUACAAGAAAUUCGAGAGACACAGGCAAGACUGGAAGAAUCAUUUGAGGACCUUAAGGUUCGCUACCAGAGGGAUUACACGUUGAUAAUGCAGACCCUGCAGGAGGAGCGGUACAGAUGUGAAAGACUUGAAGAGCAGUUAAAUGACCUGACUGAGCUCCACCAGAACGAGAUUCUCAAUUUAAAACAGGAGCUGGCCAGCAUGGAGGAAAAGAUUGCCUAUCAGUCUUACGAGCGAGCCCGGGACAUCCAGGAGGCACUGGAAGCAUGCCAGACGCGCAUCUCCAAGAUGGAGCUGCAGCAGCAGCAGCAGCAAGUGGUGCAGUUGGAGGGGCUGGAGAAUGCCACAGCCAGGAACCUACUGGGGAAGUUCAUCAACAUCUUGCUGGCUGUCAUGGCUGUUCUCCUUGUCUUUGUCUCCACUGUGGCCAACUGCGUUGUGCCCCUGAUGAAGACUCGCAAUAGGACGUUCAGCACUUUAUUUAUAGUGGUUUUCAUUGCCUUUUUGUGGAAGCACUGGGAUGCCAUCACCGGCUACUUGGAACGAUUCUUGUCUCCCCCCAGAUGAUGGUGGCAGGAAUGGGCUGCGCCGCUCGCUCCUGGCGCUCUUGGUGAGCAAGUGUGGCAAAGAUUAGUCAGCGACUACUCUGCUGAAGUUUUAAAGUGUCCGAGUGAAUUUGUUUACAUUUAGAAUAACGUUUUUUCUCUGCAAGAUGCAUUGCAAUAGUAUUUUUUAGAUUUUACUCAAGAACUCUUUUGACGAGAAUCCUGGAUAAUUUUUAUGUAGCAUGGUUCUCUUUGGAUGCAAAUCUUAAGAUUCUUUAAAGUGUACAAAAGAAAUGAAUAAAAUACAGAAAUUUGGAGCAUACCAAUGGGCAGUUUAAAUUGUGGCUUGAACUACUGUACUAAACCUGUCAGGAAGAAGAGAACGUGGUUAGCUUAAGAUGAGCAAAGCUCGAUCUAGUGCACAGCCUUGAAUGAUGGUACCACAGCAAACCUGUAACACUAAACUUUUACUGUGAAGUCUGCUCACAUUCCAUGUCCGAGUGUAUGCAUUGAGUGGUUUCUUUCCUUAACAAGAGAAAAACAACAACGUGUGGAUCCCUCUCCCAGCUCAGCAUCUGGGUUCGCCGUUUGUGUUAACCUGACUUCAGUAACUUUCUGUAAGGCUGGCUAACUUGGCUGAGUAUAUGGAGUGGAAGCCUCAUGCCAUAUACAGUAACUGCACAGUUGUGCUACAGUAUUUUGAAGUAGUCCUUGAAAUACAUAUACUCUUUAAGCAGAAGCCCUUGGUCGCACUUUUAAGGUUUUUUUUUAAUAUAUAUAUAUAUUCACAGAUUUAAAAAAAAUCCGAACAGCAUACUUGAAGAGUGUAAUACUCAAACUCUCAGUGCUUCCUUAUUGUUUCUAAUAGGAUUUUUUAUUAUAAUUAUUAUUAUUAUUAUUGGGGUUUUUUUUUGAAGGGGUUGGGAGGGUCAUUACUUUUUUUCUUUCAAAUAAAGAAGUGAUGUUUUUAAAUGAAGAAAUGCGUGAAUAAUUGUGAGCUGUCUUGUCCUGAAGCAGUUCUGAGAAGGGCAGAGAGUAGUUUCUAGUGUCAGGCUGUCAAAUGCAGCACUGUCCAUAUGCCAUUUGUCUGUCCUUCUGAGCUUAAAGAUGCAGCAUCAUGGAAAACAUCUGUUUUCUCCACACCUUUUUGUCAUGCAGGGCUUUUUUUCCUUUUUCCACAUGUGAAGGAUGCUAUGUUUGUAUUUUUUGUUUGCAUGUCAUCUCUCAUUCCUGGCCUCAGGAUAAGAGCAAGGAAUUUCUGUUCAUCUCUUCCUAGGGAAAAGACAGGGUCUUUCGAGGAAAGAAAUACUGACUCAACAGUUCACUUAACAGAAUGGUUAUCUCAAAAAUAAUUCUAAUUAAAAAAAAAAAAAAAAACCCUGAAAAGUGAAACCAAAGUUUUCCUCCUGUCAGGUUCUGGUAAGAUUAUUUGUGUGUCUGUAUCUGUGGUGUGCCAUCCUCUUUUUCAGCCACAGGGGACAGCACUUGGUGCAGACGCCUGUGCAAAUCUCGAAAGGAAAUGCCAGCUUCAAAUGCAGCCCCAAGUCUUCACAAUGUGCCAUUACUGGUGACCUGUUGGUACAGGUAGGCAGCCCUCAAGUCCAAGGAGUCUGUGUUCAUUCUGUGCUGAUUUUUAACUGCUGUCCCUUUCACCAUAACAGUGCCAAGAUUCAUCUUUUGUCUUCAUGAAAUCUAAAAAAACCCCUCCAGGAUUUUGUCAAAACCAUUUAUGGUGUUUAGUUAGGUCUUACUGUUUUCUUUCAUUCCAGGAUCAACUUCCCUCUAGGAAUCAAAUGCUGCCCAAGUGACCUAAACCAGUUGAAAACAUACAUGGGCAUAUAUGAGACAUGUACAACAUACAUACACACACACAUAGAUAGGCAUUGUGCUAUGAUACAGAUUCUGGGUUCUGAGAAAUUCCCUCAAACAAGGUUAAUACCUUGAGUGUUUUCUGAUUGCCAGCAAAGGCAAGCCCUCCACUGUCCAACCAUCUUUGUUCCUCCAAGGGUUCUUUUUAUCUGUAGUCACAGGAAACUCAGGUGCCCUUCCCCCAGGGAUCCCAGUACACCUCUCUGUCACCAUGUGCACUAAUCUGCUCCUGUCCUAAUUAAAACAAAGAUUGACAUUUACAGCUGACUCAAGCCAAAACUGCUUGUGCUUUCUGCAGUGCCACAGCCAGAGCAGAGGUGUGUGGUCAUUCCCUCCCUUGCUCCUGGCUCCGGUGAGGCUCUUCUCUAGUGACUCACAUUUCUUGGCUAACUAUCAUCUUGCCAUUUUGCAGGUUUUGUCAGAAACAAAUGUGUGAAUAACAGUAAGAACUGAUUUGGCACAUAACUGAAAUACUUUGUUGCCUUUUUUUUCCUGAAACCUGGCCUUUGUACCUCUUUUUCUCAGUCUUGUUCACACUACAAUUGCUUAAGAUAGGUUUUCAUGUGGUCAAAUCAGGAAGGAGUUAAAAGCCAGUGGCUCUGGACACUCAGUGUCUUUAGUAUUUAAGGAAGUGUUGUCUCUCUUCUUUAUAUCCUAAUUUCAUUUCUUUUCUCAACUCUGUCAUAUUCAGUAAAUAUCAUUUGCUAGCUUGCCAGAAGGUGCAGGCUUAAUAGAAACUGACAUCUCAGAACUCUUUGGUGAAGGCCAUAUACAUAUGGGUCUGGACAAAGUGUCUGUCUUUUUCUCUCUCAACAGUUUCUUCCAUUCCAGAAAGUUGUCUGCAGUAACGUCAUGUAUGAUGCUGCAUCCACUUCUCAUAUCCUAACACAACUGCCAUGUGUUUUGCCUUUUGCACUAGCAGAACAUUUGGGGGUUUUCCUCCCUCUUCAAUUUGAAAGUCUGUGAUGAUUUCUGAUAGCUUACUGAUGAUGUUGUUGGAAAUGUGAUUCUAGCUUUAAAGCUCCCUUUCCUUGUACAUGGUUGUGUUUGCUUUCCUGAUGGAGUGUUUCUGGGUGACGCGUAGAGAACAGUUUCUGCUGUGGAUGUGAGUGCGUGCGUGAGUACCUUUAAUAGCCUCCUUUGUAGAGAAAAACUUUUUAGUGACCAUCUCUGAGUUGCAGAAUGUUUCCCAAAUCAUUUCAUAUUCGGAGCUGAAGUGAUUCAGAAAUUGCUUAGAUGUGUUUAGCACAUACUGCCUUGGCACAUAAAAAGGGAAAAACAUAAUGGACUGUGUAAGUUCCAGGAGCAGCACCUCCUCAUUAACAUUUGAGGGUCCAAGUGAAGUUCAUCUGUUUCCCCUAUUUCCUUCAAUAUAAAGAAGAAAGAAAAUCUGGAUGCAAAAAAAAAUACUUUUAAAACUUUUAUAAAGUUCUUUUUUCUCUCAGCCUCAUUAGUUUAUUUCAAGGGUAUUCAGCAUGCUCCCAGCAGUUACUCUGUUGGUUUAUUCCAAUCCCAUGUGUGCUUAGGUGGGAUCAGAUGAACUGCUGACUUAUGUGCGUGUUACAGGAAAGCACUGUCAGCUUUGAAAAUACGCAUUUUUAAAAUUAAAAAAAAGGCAUUAUAACAAGCCAAGCUACAAAUGGUUCAAGAUUGAGUAGUUUUGCCAGUUUUUAAAUGAAUUCUGGAAGUGGCUAAAGAGUUACCCUGUGUGUCUGUGUUGUGUAUGCCAGGCGGUAUAGUUGUAGGCAAUUGACUUAGCUGUAAGUGUGUUUUAAAAGUGUAAAAAAAUAAACAGAAAAACUCACUUGCACGGGUUGAAAAGUACAGAAAUGACACUUGUGAACGUAACACUGUAGUUUAUAGAUCUUAAGCUGCUAAUUGUUGAGAGAGAUUUACAUAUGUCUUGUCUGAUUGUCGCAGAUUUAUCUGUGGCAAUUUUACUGUAUAUAAAAAACUUUAAAUAAAGACCUCAGCUAUUAA
Molecule: messenger RNA, 5977 nt
Organism: Camarhynchus parvulus
Lineage: Eukaryota; Metazoa; Chordata; Aves; Passeriformes; Thraupidae
Gene: TMCC1
Product: transmembrane and coiled-coil domain family 1
Exons: 8
Coding region: 561-2150 (529 amino acids)
Biological process (GO): endosome membrane tubulation; endosome fission; membrane fission
Cellular component (GO): endomembrane system
Source: RefSeq, a predicted model, not a curated record